Messenger RNA from Aquila chrysaetos chrysaetos, 2928 nucleotides. RefSeq names its product ROS proto-oncogene 1, receptor tyrosine kinase (gene ROS1). Gene Ontology annotation, cellular component: signaling receptor complex. Gene Ontology annotation, biological process: regulation of TOR signaling; cell surface receptor protein tyrosine kinase signaling pathway; positive regulation of kinase activity. Lineage: Eukaryota; Metazoa; Chordata; Aves; Accipitriformes; Accipitridae. Gene Ontology annotation, molecular function: protein binding; transmembrane receptor protein tyrosine kinase activity. The record is from RefSeq and is a predicted model, not a curated record.
AUGGUCCGGUUGCUGAUCUCUGUGUAUUCAGGAACACUUGUGGGGGGGGAUCUCCUGCUAAACAGACUUGCUGCUUUUUACUGUGUAUGGAUUUCUGCAGUGUACUGUACUUUCUCAAAAAAUUGUCAGAACUUACGUACAAGUAACUUGGAAGAAGAACUUGGAAUUACUAACCUGUGCAAUGUUAGUGACAUCACUGGAGCAUGCACACAGGGAUGUCAGGUUUGGAAUGCAACGGUGCAAAUCAAUUGCCCGCUGGAAUGUAACAAGACAUACACCAGAGCAUGUGAGGUAAUUUCCUGUAAGUUUUGGUGUAGCAGUGCAGAGGAUGCAUAUGGAGUUGAAGCACUAAAUUACUUGAACAAGCCUAGAGCACCAUUUGCAUCUACUAUUGGAAACCACCAGCUGGGGUGGAAGCCAGCUAACUUUUCUGGGGUGAAAUAUAUUAUCCACUGGAAGUUCAGUCAGCUCCCUGGAGACUGGAGGUACACAGAGGUAGUUUCUGAAACUUCAUAUACAAUCAAAGACCUUCAAGCCUUCACAGAAUAUGUGUUUUGAGUAGUUUGGAUCAUUACAUCUCAGCUACAGCUCCGUUCUUCAUCUAGUCCCAGUUACAAGACACAUGCUUUUGGAGUUAAUGAAUUGCACUCUCCUACGACAGCUCCUGCCAUUAAAGAUAUUUAGAGUUCAAGUCCAAACACUGUUGAAGUUAGCUGGUCUCCACCACUUUUUCCGAAUGAAUUGAUUGUUGGAUAUAACUUGCUCCUGACCGGUAGGAAUCAAGAACUGUUGAGAGCCUCAAGAGGGCAUAGCUUUCAGUUCUACUCUACCUUCCCAAACAGAAUUUCUGUGAAUGUCUAUCAGCAAGUUGUCUAUUUUUCUGAGGGGAAUUCAAUCUGGGUGAAAGGAGCUGCAAAUAUGUCUGAUGUAUCUGACCUAAUGCUCUUUUACGCUGGCUGAGGGAAUAUUACGUCCAUCUCAGUAGACUGGCUUUACCAGAGAAUAUACUUUGUCAUGAAUGAAAAGAUACACGUCUGCCAUUUAGAGAAGUGCACAGCAGCUGAAGACAUCGCUCCUCUUUAUGUGACAUCCCCUAGGAAGGUUAUAGCUGAUCCCUGUAACGGCUGUAUCUUCUGUCUCCUGGAGGAUGGCAUACACAGAGCAAACCUUCCACUCUUUCCUGGCACUGCCUCCACAACUUCAUCAGUAGUGAAAUCCAGCGCUCUGAGAGACUUCAUGAUCAGCUUCCAGUCUAAGAGACUUACUUUCUUCAACAAAACAGAACAGGUCUUUGUGUCAGGUUAUCUUGAUGGUUCAGAAUUUCACACGCUGCGAUCACACGUGCCACUUAAUGACAUGGAGAGCUUUGUUUAUGAGGAUAACAUGUUUACUGUCACAGAUGGCUGGGCAGUGUUCCAUGAGGAGGUCUCUCCAGUGGGGAGUUCUAGCUUCAAUGAGUAUGUUGAUUGCAAUUUGGCAUAUCCUGAGUACUUUGGCUUUGGCAACUUGUUUUUCUAUGGGGCAUCAGCCCAGCCUUUUCCUUUACCAACUCCUCCUUGGCUUUUCACGGCACUAUUUGGAUUGGACCAAGCUGUGAUCAGCUGGAGACCACCUGAACACACUACUGGGAGCAGUCUAUCUGCUUGGCAGAACUGGACCUGUGAUGUGGAACUGUCAUCUCGGCACCCAUCUGAGGAGGAAUGGUUUGUCGCAUAUGAAGUGUCAGUCAGAGCUUUGUCUUCUGCUGGUGAAGGGCCGUGGUUGGAGUCAUUUAGAGGCACAACUUUAGAAGAAGCUGAAGAAGAACUGUAUAUGCUGGCAGUGGGGGCUGAAGGGCUCUGGAAGCAGCGGUUGGAUAGCUACGGGCCAGGAGAACUCCUCCAUCCUCAUAUAAGAAAUAUUGCGGACCUCGAGUGGUAUAAUGACAGUCUUUAUUGGAUUAAUUCCAUGGGGGAAGUUCAGACCUGGUCAUUGAACAAAAGAGAGGGUACCACUGAGAAUACUUACGUAUCUCAUGUCAGAAAUGCAAGGAUGUUGGCCUUUGACUGGUUGGGUCAGUGCUUGUACGGGGCUGGCAAAACAAAUAUGAUCUACAGAAAAUCACUGCUGGGAGGCCAUAUGGAUGUUGUGGCUUAUGUUGUGUUCCUAGUGAAGGAUCUAGCAGUGGAUUCAGUAAAUGGCUAUUUGUACUGGGCCACACUGUAUUCAGUGGAGAGCACAAGACUGAAUGGAGAGGAGUGUCUUAUAUUACAAGAGCAGCUACAGUUUACUGGUAAACAGGUGGUUGGUUUAACUUUGGAUCUCACCUGUGGUUUUCUUUACUGGCUUGUGCAAGAUAGUCUAUGCCUAAACCUAUACAGAGCUUCUCUUUGCAAAGAAGGUUGUGGUAAUGCCUUCAUCACAGAAUUUGCAGCAUGGAGUACUUCAGAAAUAUCUCAGGGUGUACUAGAAUACUACAGUGGUCGUCUGUUCUGGAUUGAUAGUCUUCAGUUCAUUGCAACUCAAGAAGUCAAUCAGAGCCUUAGCAUUCCCUUCUUGCAGCCAGCAGAGUUUGCAGCCUUUAUCCUUGUUCACACAUCACUUAAACUUUUGCCAGGAAUUUUUUCCUUUACACCAAAAGUGAUUCCAGAUUCAGUGCCAGGGUCUUCCUCCAGAAUUAAAGGAAAUUCUUCAAGUUUUCACAUCACUUGGAGUCCCUCCACAAAUGUGGAAUGGGGAACUGUCUUUUACUGCAUGGCAUCAAAAGCUCUACGUGUGAGGACUUUGGAGAGUGAACGGUGCCCCCCCCCCAACCUGACAGUGCCAUCCUACCGAGUUGUUUGGCUGGAACCAUUUGCACUCUUUGAUUUUACCAACACUCCAUACACAUACUGGGGCAAGGCACCAACAACAUCUGUAUCCCUUCGAGCCCCCCUGAAGGAGGUCUAA